Molecule: messenger RNA, 1071 nt
Organism: Lathyrus oleraceus (garden pea)
Lineage: Eukaryota; Viridiplantae; Streptophyta; Magnoliopsida; Fabales; Fabaceae
Exons: 6
Coding region: 436-954 (172 amino acids)
Cellular component (GO): chloroplast thylakoid membrane; chloroplast inner membrane
Source: RefSeq, a predicted model, not a curated record
AUAUACUAGGCCCAAGUAAUGAGCCCAAGUUAAACUAGAUUCACGUUAACGGUCGUUAUCGUUAAUAAUGAAUCAAUGGUGAAUUUAAAACAGAAAACACCCGUUUUUUGGUCUUGUUCUUCUUCCUUGUUUUCUCCGAUGUAACCAAAAUCUACGCAGUUUUGGUCUGAAAAAAUGGCAGCUUUAUCAAGUUCCAUUGCCAUGCCGAUGAAUCAACAGACCCAUUUUAUGUCAGGAAAUCUGAUAUUCAAGUUAUUUAAUGUCAGGUUCCAUGUAGAAGCCAGGUGAUACAUGCUUCUUGAAAAUGACCUCCACUAAACCUUUUCCAGGUUUCUCCAUAAGAGCUAAAGCGUCACGUAGGUCGUCGCUAAUAGCUCGAGCAAGGUAGAAAAUAACACAUAUCUUUCUGAUGUAUUUACAUUAGAAAGCAUAAAAAUGGUGAGUGGCGAUGAUGGAAGACCGAGUAGUGGAAGUAUUUUUGUUGGUGGAUUUGUAUUAGGGAGCCUAAUUGUUGGAGCAUUGGGUUGUGUUUAUGCACCUAAGAUAAGCGAGACACUAGCUGGAGCAGACACUAAAAAAUUAAUGAGGAAACUUCCAAAGUUUAUAUAUGAUGAACAAAAAGCUCUCGAGAUCCAUCUAUCAACUAGCUAUCCACAUGAUAGUUUUAGGAGCUACGUGCCCAACGUGGGUCUGAGUUGUUCCUCAUCUGAUCAAUCAUGGCAUGCUGAAAUAAUGACAUGGCCAAAGCAGGAAACCACAUACCCCACUAGCAAUAGCACUUGUGGUAGGAUCCUGAAUCAUGACAAGAAGACUCGGCAGAUGCUAAGUGAGAAAAUAGCACAACUGAAUUCCACCAUAGAUGUUGUUUCUGCACAGCUGCGACCAGAUCAAGUCCAACAUGAAUCUGCCAAAGUCUCAGAGGAAAUUGGAGUUUUUCCACAUAAUAAAUUUUAACUUUUAUUUUCCUUUCUUUCUUGUUGGUCAUGAAAUGUGAUUUAAGUUUUACAAGUGAAAUUUUGUGAUCACAAUUAACUAUUUGUUUUUAUAAUGGUUACAGACGUUAGUCCUAAC